AUGCCACCGCGCAAAUCAACCUCCUCUGUGACGCCUGCCGGGACGGACGAGGUAUCGCAAUUAUCUCCGUCAGUCCAAGGGACCGCCGACAAGCCCAUCACUGCGACGGAGCAACAGAUCAAGGCACGAGCAGAACAAGGUGUCAGCGUCGAAGAUUAUCUCCUCCCACGCUCGCUGACCAUUCGACUUGCCAAAUCAGUCUUGCCACCCAAUACGACAAUCCAGAAGGAUGCAGUCCUGGCAAUUCAAAAGGCCGCCACUGUCUUCAUCUCCUACCUCGCGUCGCAUGCCAACGACGCAACUCUCAAGCGCACCGUCGCCCCGGCAGACGUCUUCAAUGCCCUAUCCGAACUAGAACUCGACGCGUUCCGUCCCCGUCUGGAGAAGGAGCUAGAAGCCUUUACCGAAAUCAAAGCGGGCAAGCGCAAGGUCAAGAAGACCGAUGUCAAUGGCAACACCACUGCUGCGGAGAAAUCAACGGGGGCUGGUGAGGACGACGAUGUUGAAAUGCUGGAUAAACCCGCGAAGCGCGUAAAGCGAGACAAACAACAGAGCCGGUCAGCGGCAAAGCUUGAGACCGAGGCCGGCGGCGAAGAAACGCAAGGGGAAGAGGAGGAGGCGGAGGAGGACGAGGAGAACAACGAGGAAGAGGCCGAUGAAGAAGAUGGCGAGGACGAGCAGGAUGAGGAAGAAGAAGAGGAGGAGGAUGAAGAUGAGGAGGAGGAUGACGACGAUGCACGGAGGGCAGACGACGAUCUUGAUCGAGUGGAGGAUUUGGAUGGGUCAAGCAGACACAUGGACCCCGACGCUGACGAGACGGAUGAUGAAGGGCCUGCGAGUCAAUUGCGAGAUGGUCUGGAACUCGGCUAA
Molecule: messenger RNA, 870 nt
Organism: Penicillium oxalicum
Lineage: Eukaryota; Fungi; Ascomycota; Eurotiomycetes; Eurotiales; Aspergillaceae
Gene: cbfA
Exons: 3
Coding region: 1-870 (289 amino acids)
Biological process (GO): DNA damage response; heterochromatin formation; leading strand elongation
Cellular component (GO): CHRAC; epsilon DNA polymerase complex
Molecular function (GO): chromatin DNA binding; protein heterodimerization activity
Source: RefSeq, a predicted model, not a curated record